AAUAAGACUGUGUUAUAAGGGAUACUAAGUAAGUGGGAGUGACUCUUCGGAUACGAUAUGUUCCGUGCUGCGACGUGCGGUAUCCGCCGUGCAGGAAGAUGCGGAGUUUGGAUUCAGGAAGGAUGUCGUGCCCAGUGUCACAAUAAAACAGAUGAACUAACUUCAAUGACACAAAGUGUGAUUGAGGAAGAGAUCGAUGUGACUAUCGGGCGACCAAAGUUCAAGGCCAUGUCCCUUUUAGGAGACCCUCAUCUCAACAAGGGUAUGUGUUACACACUAAGGGAGCGUCAGCUGCUAGGUCUACAUGGUCUUUUACCGCCCAACAUCAUCACGCCGGAACAGCAGGUCUACUUUACCAUGCAGAAAUUCCACCGAUGGGAAAAUGACCUUGACCGCUAUAUAUACAUGAUGUCUCUUCAAGAUCGGAACGAGAGAUUGUUUUACAGAACGAUCAUGCGGUAUGUAGAACAGAUGAUGCCGAUCAUAUAUACCCCGACAGUCGGCCAGGCUUGUCUGAAAUAUGGACUCACCUAUAGGAAACCCAGGGGCUUGUACAUUACUAUUCAUGACCUGGGUCAUGUCUACGACAUCCUGUGCAACUGGCCCAUAAAUGACAUUAAGGCUAUAGUUGCAACGGACGGUGAGAGGAUCCUAGGGCUCGGAGACCUCGGUGCGUACGGAAUGGGAAUUCCUAUAGGCAAGUUGUCCCUUUACACAGCACUGGCCGGAGUACAGCCACACCAAUGUCUACCAAUCAUGAUUGACGUGGGUACAGACAAUGAGAAUUUGAUAAAAGAUCCACUGUAUAUCGGACUUAAACAGAAACGAGAACGAGGUCCGAACUAUGACGCUCUCAUAGAUGAAUUGAUGUCUGCUGUAAUGAAGAAGUAUGGAGGGAACUGCCUUGUGCAGUUUGAAGACUUUGGUAACCAUAAUGCGUUCAGAUUUUUAGAGAAAUAUAGGAGUUCCUACUGUAUGUUUAAUGACGAUAUACAAGGUACAGCCGCUGUUACGGUAGCAGGUCUUCUGGCAAGUCUGCAGAUCACGGGCAAACCUCUUUGUGACAAUGUGUUCCUAUUCUAUGGAGCCGGAGAGGCUUCUAUUGGCAUUGCUAAAUUGCUCGUUAUGGCGUUUGAACACCAAGGACUGACAGAGGAGGACGCAUACAACAGGAUAUGGAUGGUUGAUUCCAGGGGUCUCAUUGUGAAAAAUAGACCAUCAGGAGGUAUAACCGUUGAAAAGGAACCAUUUGCACAUGCGCAUCCACCUAUUGAAAAACUAGAAGACGUCGUCAAACAAGUAAAACCAACUGCUAUCAUAGGUGCUGCUGCCCAGCCAGGAACGUUUACAGAAACCAUUCUCAAAGAUAUGGCAACAUUCAAUGAGCGUCCAAUCAUAUUUGCUCUCAGCAAUCCUACUAGUAAAGCAGAGUGCACGGCAGAACAAGCCUAUACGGUCACAAAGGGAAAGUGUGUAUUUGCCAGUGGAAGUCCGUUUGAUCCUGUAACAGUGGAUGGCAGAACGUACUAUAUAGGACAGGGCAAUAACGCCUAUAUAUUCCCCGCUGUUGGUCUUGCUACAAUCGCCUGUGAUAUAAGGAGCAUUCCGGAAACCAUCUUCCUAGAAUCUUCAAAAGCACUGUCAAAUAUGGUGUCCAAGGAACAUUUGGAGGAAGGUCGGGUGUAUCCACCAUUAGCUGAUAUAUAUCAAGUAUCAACAGACAUAGCGGUACAUCUCGCGGAGUAUGCGUACAAAGAGAAUCUUGCACAUCAUUUCCCGGAGCCAAAAGACAAACGAAAGUUCAUAGAAUCUCAUCAAUAUAGUUUAGACUACGAGGAAUAUAUACCUCCGCUGUAUGACUGGCCAGGUCAUAGCACUAAAUUAUAAUAUACGUCAUGACGUCAUCUGCACGAUUAUUUUCACAUCUGCUUCAUUAUUUGUUUAGGGCAUAUGUGACUUGAGUGGUUAAAGAGUUUGUAAUUUUCAACUUCUCUAGUAGCGUUGUUAUUUGUAAAAAGAUGUGAUGAAAGCCAAAAAGAUGCAUCCAGUCUAGGUGAAAUAUUAAGGUUAAGGGUAGGGUUAGGGUUGAUGAACGCCAAGAAGAAGAAGAAGGAGGGUUAGGGUUCACAUCGAACACAAAAAAUCUAAACAUACCAUAAAACUGUUUAUUCAAACUAAAUUGCAAGCUGCGCUAUGGCUAACUGAUGCAAAACUAUGAAAUUUGCAUCCAAAUAGUUUAUUUCAUCUCUAGAAAUGACAGAAGCAAGUGCAAGUACUACAAUAGGAUUUGAAUAGAUGUAUAUUAAAUGUCUUUAAUGUCACUGACUUCAGAUCACUUGCCACCACUCAGUGGAAUGGGUUUGAAUUCCGCUCCUUCCCCUUAGCACACACACACACACACACACACACACACGCACGCACACACACACAUGCACGUACGCACGAACGCACACACAGACGCACACACAUACCAUUUGUAAUGUGGAAUUGUUUGUACAAGGUCGACUUUCUGUCAAGAUGCACACCAGUGUAUUAAAUGCCCAAGCUUGACGUUACUCAAAACCAAACAAACAAAAAUUAUUUGUUUAUAUAUACAGUUGCUAUAUAGCUUGCUUCAGAUUGGUGUUAUUUUAUUGAUGCUAUUGACAAAUGAUAUGUGAUUUUUGUAAAUGUAUUUUCAACGUUGUGUUUCCUAUACAACAUAAAUAAUUCGGAUGAG
Messenger RNA from Mercenaria mercenaria, 2719 nucleotides. Its product is annotated as NADP-dependent malic enzyme-like. The transcript is spliced from 13 exons. Gene Ontology annotation, biological process: malate metabolic process; pyruvate metabolic process. Bases 58 to 1887 code for a protein of 609 amino acids. Lineage: Eukaryota; Metazoa; Mollusca; Bivalvia; Venerida; Veneridae. Gene Ontology annotation, molecular function: malate dehydrogenase (decarboxylating) (NADP+) activity; NAD binding; malate dehydrogenase (decarboxylating) (NAD+) activity. The record is from RefSeq and is a predicted model, not a curated record. Gene Ontology annotation, cellular component: mitochondrion.